Messenger RNA from Nicrophorus vespilloides, 739 nucleotides. RefSeq names its product S-phase kinase-associated protein 1. Gene Ontology annotation, biological process: SCF-dependent proteasomal ubiquitin-dependent protein catabolic process. Gene Ontology annotation, molecular function: cullin family protein binding. Lineage: Eukaryota; Metazoa; Arthropoda; Insecta; Coleoptera; Silphidae. The record is from RefSeq and is a predicted model, not a curated record. The coding region runs from base 125 to 613 and encodes 162 amino acids. Gene Ontology annotation, cellular component: cytoplasm; nucleus. The transcript is spliced from 2 exons.
ACGUUUUUCAGUUGCAACAGCCAUUGUGAAUCGCCGUUCUGUUUAUUGUCAAAUUUUAUUCCUGGUUGUGCGUAUAAGACAGAAAAUCAGAUUUGAGUGAUUUCGAUUUAAUAUAUAUCUCAAUAUGCCGAUCAUAAAGUUAACAUCCUCAGAUAAUGAGACCUUUGAAGUGGAUGUUGAGAUUGCAAAAUGUUCUGUCACCAUAAAAACUAUGUUGGAAGAUCUUGGCUUAGAGGAAGAGGAUGAUGAGCCUGUUCCAUUGCCCAAUGUGAACUCAGCUAUUUUGAAGAAAGUUAUUCAGUGGGCUACAUAUCAUAAGGAUGAUCCACCACCACCAGAAGAUGAUGAGAAUAAAGAGAAGCGUACAGAUGACAUUUCUUCAUGGGAUGCUGACUUUUUGAAGGUUGAUCAGGGCACUUUAUUUGAACUCAUCCUUGCUGCUAACUAUCUCGAUAUCAAGGGUUUGCUUGAUGUUACUUGCAAAACAGUUGCUAACAUGAUUAAAGGAAAGACUCCAGAAGAAAUUAGGAAGACCUUCAACAUCAAAAAUGAUUUCACUGCAACGGAGGAAGAGCAAGUGAGAAAAGAAAAUGAAUGGUGUGAGGAAAAAUAAUCUGACUGUCAACAUUUUCAUCCAAAUGUAUUUAUUAUUAACUAUUAAGCUAUAUAAUCAAUGUCUAAUAAACAAAUGCUUUGUACAUCUUCAAAAUUAAAAAAAUACAUAUGUCAAAAAAAUAAG